Messenger RNA from Stegodyphus dumicola, 362 nucleotides. RefSeq names its product SURP and G-patch domain-containing protein 1-like. Gene Ontology annotation, cellular component: nucleoplasm. Lineage: Eukaryota; Metazoa; Arthropoda; Arachnida; Araneae; Eresidae. Gene Ontology annotation, biological process: RNA processing. The record is from RefSeq and is a predicted model, not a curated record. Gene Ontology annotation, molecular function: RNA binding.
GUAAUGUUUUGGAAUGUGCUGCGUUUUUAAGUAGAAUAGAAAAUGGAUCGUUUAACUGAAAUGUCGGAGCAAAGACGAAUUAUUGAAGAAAAAAAACAAGAAAUAUUAAGAAAAGUGGCUGAAAAAAAGAGGAAGAAAGAAAUGGAAGGAUUGUCAACAACUUCGAAUAUUGUGACAUCUUCAAACAAAAGUUUUCCAGUAAAAAUACCACGAAUAUCAUCAACAAAUCAAUUUAAAAACGACGGUAGUUUUCUGGACCAGUUUAAGAAACUACAAGAGGGUAAUUCCUCAGCAUCUGAUGCAUCAGUGCAGUCAACAUCUUCUAAAGGUGGAAUUGUGAUGAAAAUUCAGCCCCCUGUAAG